Messenger RNA from Branchiostoma belcheri (Belcher's lancelet), 890 nucleotides. RefSeq names its product GTP cyclohydrolase 1-like. Gene Ontology annotation, molecular function: GTP binding; zinc ion binding; GTP cyclohydrolase I activity. Bases 76 to 885 code for a protein of 269 amino acids. The record is from RefSeq and is a predicted model, not a curated record. Gene Ontology annotation, biological process: tetrahydrofolate biosynthetic process; tetrahydrobiopterin biosynthetic process. Lineage: Eukaryota; Metazoa; Chordata; Leptocardii; Amphioxiformes; Branchiostomatidae. The transcript is spliced from 7 exons. Gene Ontology annotation, cellular component: cytoplasm.
UCGACCAACAACAAAAUAUAUCGUUCAGAAACAUUUUCGCGCUGGUAAAAACGUUCUUUACGGGUACAGGGAAACAUGUCGGUCGUGAACGGACCCACCGCCGAUGCAGACGAUGUGAUUUUCGGCGACGUCGCUUCGCUGAAAAGCCGAGUGCGAUCCCACACCGACCCGGGUAGAAAACCCAUCGGGAAAGACGACGGAGACACCACCGAGGACUCCCAGAAUGGCGACGGGGGACGAGGCAGAGGGAGGCCGCCGCUAGCCAGGGUCCAGUCCUCGCGAGAUAUCGACAUCGUCGAGCGAACGCGUUCCGUGGACCAGAUGAAUCGGGCGCUCCCCGACAUGGAGGCGGCGUACCACACGAUUCUAAGCAGCGUGGGGGAAGAGCCGACCCGCCAGGGCCUGUUAAAAACACCCAGCCGAGCGGCCAAAGCUCUCAUGUACUUCACUAAGGGCUACCAGGAGGACCUACAAGAGGUAGUGUCUGACGCGAUAUUUGAUGAGGACUGUGACAACAUGGUUAUAGUGCGCGAUAUUGAGUUGUUCUCGCUAUGCGAGCAUCACCUGGUCCCAUUCAUGGGCAAGGUUUCAGUGGGAUAUCUACCAAACAAAAAGGUGCUUGGACUGAGUAAAAUUGCCAGAAUAGUGGAGAUGUACAGUAGGAGAUUACAAGUUCAGGAGCGGCUGACGAAGCAGAUUGCCCUGGCCCUGAGCGAGGCCAUCCAGCCUGCUGGGGUGGCAGUCGUGUGUGAAGCAACGCACAUGUGCAUGGUGAUGCGUGGGGUUCAGAAACUCAACAGCAAGACGGUCACCAGUUGCAUGCUGGGAGUGUUCCGAGAAGACCCCAAGACGAGGGAAGAGUUCCUGACCUUGGCGAGGGGAUGAGAAGG